Molecule: messenger RNA, 2798 nt
Organism: Myotis brandtii (Brandt's bat)
Lineage: Eukaryota; Metazoa; Chordata; Mammalia; Chiroptera; Vespertilionidae
Product: zinc finger protein 30 homolog
Exons: 5
Coding region: 804-2462 (552 amino acids)
Biological process (GO): negative regulation of transcription by RNA polymerase II; regulation of immune system process; regulation of cytokine production
Source: RefSeq, a predicted model, not a curated record
GCUCAAGACUGCCCGCCUUCAGUCUGGGCACAUCCCCAAAUCCCAAGGCCCAAACUACAUUUCCCGGAUGCCUCCAGGGUGGACCCAGCCACUAUCCCGCCGCUCAAAUUGUGCUGAAAAGCCUGGGCUGCAGUGUUAUGGCGUUCCGGACUGAGGACUACACUUCCCAGCGGCGUCCAGGUUCAGGGAAAAAAUUCUCAGCUGAAAGUUGAGCACCCAGCGCGACCAGGAUUGUGGGUCUCUGAGGGCUGAACCGCCCAGGUCUGGACGACUCCUAGUUUGUGGCGUGGUGGAGAGUAGUCCUUUGCUGGCCCGGCGCUCAGAGCCCUGCUCCUUGUGGAGAGAACUCUGGACAGUCGGUUUCCCGGCUUUUAACUACAGUUUUUAGAGAUCUCUGGGCAUCUCCAAGUUUGGGGCGAAGACUGUUGGAGACGGUUUAACUUCUGGGUCAUCCUGGUGGAGGACCGCUCCGCCCUUUCCCAAGCUGUGGGCUACAUAUCUGAGAAGCCUUGAGGGUCCACCACCUGUUCUUAAUCCUCAGCAGCCACCUCGCGCUACCCAGACCUGUCGGGUCGCCCAGAUCCUCGGAGGAUGCUCAGGUGUACUGGGUGAUCAGCACUGAGCUUCACUAAGGCUUGGGCUGCGAGUCGGCGGAGAAGCCUGAGCCGGCCGGACCCUCGCUGGAUUUCCCUCCGGUGGACUACAUUUCCCUACGGCUCCGCGGCAUAUCCAUUUACAGCCAGAGUUGGCUGGCCUGUGAAUCCAGAACAGGAGGAAAGAAGAGCCGCUGUGCAUCAAAAGCCAUGGCAGAGGGCUUGAAGUUCGAAGAUGUGGCCAUUUUCUUCUCUCAAAAGGAGUGGGAAUGCUUGCACUCUACCCAAAAGGAUUUGUACCGAGAUAUAAUGUUGGAAAAUUAUAACAACCUGAUCUCACUGGGACUUUGUUAUUCUAUGCCAGAUGUGAUCUCCUUAUUGGAACAGGGGAAAGAGCCCUGGAUUGUUAAAAGGAAGGAGGCAAAAGAAUGGUGCCCAGAUUGGGAGUCCAGAAGAGAAACCAAGAAUUUAUCUCCAAAGGAGGGUAGUUAUGAAAUUAAAUCAUUGCAACCAAAGAUAACAAAAAGACCUAUAAGUUCUAACCUUGUGUGUACUAGGGUCAAAGAUAAUAGUGAAAUCAAAUGCUACUUGGAGAAACAACAGGAUGGACAUUUCAAAUCAGUGGUAAUGACCUCUGAAGAAAGGUCUGCUUCUAUUCAGUGUACAGUCAAUAGACUACCUCAGAUAAUUCAUACUGGAGUGAAAUGUGAAUUCAAGGAAUGUAAGGAAGCUUUCAGUUACCAAGCAUACCACCUCCAACAUGAACGCAGUCAUAAUAAGGAAAAGAGCUCUAAAUAUGGAGACUAUGAUAAAGCCUUUAAUAGUAGAUCAGACUUGAUUAAGCAUCAGAGAAUUCAUAAAAGAAAGAAAAGUAAUGAACAUGAGAAAUGUGCCUUUAUUCAGGACUCUGAAAUUACUAAACCUCAGAGCAUUAAUACUGGUGAGAAAGCUCAUAAAUGUAAGGAAUGUGGGAAAGCCUUUCAUUCUAGCUCACAACUUACAAAACAUCAAAGGAUUCAUAUUGGUGAGAAACCCUAUAAAUGUAAGGAGUGUGAGAAGGCAUUUCCAUCUACCUCACAACUUAAUUUACAUCAGAGAAUUCAUACAGAUGAGAAAUACUAUGAAUGUAAGGAAUGUGGAAAAGCCUUCACCCGUCCCUCACACCUUUUUCGACAUCAGAGAAUCCAUACAGGUGAGAAACCCCAUAAAUGUAAGGAAUGUGGUAAAGCUUUUCGUUAUGAUACACAACUUAGUCUUCAUCAAAUAAGUCAUACUGGUGAAAGACACUAUGAAUGUAAGGAAUGUGGAAAGGCAUAUAGUUGUGCCUCUCAACUGAAUCUGCAUCAAAGAAUUCAUACUGGUGAGAAACCUCAUAAAUGUAAGGAGUGUGGGAAAGCUUUUAUCUCUGAUUCACAUCUUAUUCGACAUCAGAGUGUUCAUACUGGUGAGAAACCAUAUAAAUGUAAGGAAUGUGGGAAGUCCUUUCGCCGUGGCUCAGAACUUAUUCGACAUCAGAGAGCUCACAGUGGUGAGAAACCCUAUAAAUGUAAGGAAUGUGGAAUGGCUUUUACUUGUAGCACAGAACUUAUUCGACAUAGAAAAAUUCACACUGGUGAGAGACCCCAUAAAUGUAAGGAAUGUGAGAAGGCUUUUAUACGAAGGUCAGAACUUACUCAUCACCAGAGAAGUCAUACUGGUGAAAAACCAUAUGAGUGUAAGGAAUGUGGGAAGGCCUUUGGUCGUGGCUCAGAACUUAAUCGACACCAGAAAAUUCACACUGGUGAGAAACCUUAUGAAUGUAAGCAAUGUGGAAAAGCCUUUAUUCGUGGCUCACACCUUAGUCAACAUCAAAAAAUUCAUGCAGCAUAGAGGAAUGAAUGAAGACAUGAGGGACAGUUCAGAAUUUAAUUGUAAUCUGAAGUUCAUACUAGUAAAAUAGAAACAAACAAAAACCCCUGUGAUUAUAAGGAAUGUGGGAAAGCAUUUGAGGAUAACAAUUUAAUAUCAGAGUUUGUACUGUAGAUAUAAAGUCUUUAUUUAAGGGCCAGAAUUUAUUGAGCAUUUGUUACUGAUGAGAAACCUUAUAAAUGUUAGGAAUUGGAAGCAUUUAUUUGUGUUUUCAAAUUAAUUUGAUAUCAGUUCAAUUGGUGCAAAAGCAAAAACCUUCAUGAAUGUAAGGAAAGUGUGAAGGCAGCAAAUGUGUUA